AUCAAUUUUAACAAAUUGUUUGUUGCACUCAGGAAGGCAGACAUGAGGGAUGAGUUUACUAGGGUUUUCGACAAACUGAGAGAGAAGAAACAGUUUGCACUGGACUUAUGGGGCUACAAUAUAUGCAUUCAUGCAUUUGGGUGUUGGGGUGAUCUGGGUAUGUCCCUGAGCUUCUUCAGAGAGAUGAAGGAAAGGAGUCAGGGCUCUGAUGGUUCAUUUGGUCCAGAUUUGCGCACAUACUACAGCCUGAUUCACAUUCUGUGCUUGGCCGGGAAGGUUAAGGAUGCUCUUAUUGUUUGGGAGGAAUUGAAGGAUUCUGGUCACGAACCCGAUGCCUCCACCUACCGAAUCAUUAUACAAGGCUGUUGUAAAUCCUAUCGGAUAGACGAUGCGACAAUAAGAUUUAGUGAGAUGCAGCACAAUGGGUUUUGUCCCGAUAAUGUUGUUUAUAACUCCCUCUUAGAUGGGUUGCUCAAGGCUAGGAGACUUACAGAAGCAUGCCAACUGUUCGAGAAAAUGGUUGAGGAUGGUGUGAGGGCCUCCUGUUGGACAUACAAUAUACUGAUUGACGGAUUGUUCAAAAAUGGAAGAGCUGUAGACGGAUACACACUGUUUUGUGAUUUGAAGAAGAAAGGACCGUUUGUGGAUGGGAUUACGUAUAGCAUUGUCAUUUUGUGCCUUUGUAGGGAGGGCCAGAUUGAGGAUGCCUUGCAGUUAGUGGAGGAGAUGGAAGGCAGAGGCUUUGUUGUUGAUCUAGUUACCAUAACAUCACUCUUGAUUGGGCUUCAUAGGCAAGGCCGUGGGGAGUGGACAGAGAGGCUCAUGAAACACAUCAGGGAUGGCAAUCUGGUACCAACCUUGCUUAAGUGGAAAGCCAAUAUGGAAGCUUAUGUUGAAAGCCCACAGAGCAGAAAUAAGGAUUUCACACCUAUGUUCCCAUCUAAAGGUGACUUCAGCGACAUCAUGAAUUUGAUAAGUUCAUGUGACAUGGGGAUUGAUAUUGGCCCUGAUUUAAAGGCUGAUGGGCAACAAGAUCAGGAGUUCCCUUCCAGUGACACUGAUCCGUGGUCGUCAUCCCCAUAUAUGGAUCGGUUGGCCAAUCAAGUGAACUCCAAUGACCAUUCUUUUCAAACGUUCUCGCUGUCUAGGGGAAGAUGAGUUCAAGUGAAAUGUGUAGACUCUUUUGAUAUUGAUAUGGUCAAUACCUACUUGUCAAUAUUUUUGGCCAAGGGAAAGCUCAGUUUAGCCUGCAAGUUGUUCGAGAGUUUCACCAAUAUGGGUGUCAACCCCGUGAGUUACACUUACAAUUCCAUGAUGAGCUCAUUUGUGAAAAGGGGCUAUUUCAAUGAGGCUUGGGGUGUUCUUCAUGAAAUGGGUGAGAAUGUAUGCCCAGCGGACAUCGCGACGGAUGAUGUGAUUAUUCAAGGCCUGGGGAAGAUGGGAAAGGCAGAUCUAGCCAGUGCUGUUCUUGAUAAACUAAUGAAGCAGGGCGGUUAUCUUGACAUUGUGAUGUAUAAUACCCUGAUUAAUGCACUGGGUAAAGCAGGUCGGAUUGAUGAAGCAAACAAGCUUUUUGAGCAGAUGAGGACUAGUGGGAUAAAUCCUGAUGUUGUCACUUAUAAUACACUCAUUGAAGUUCAUAGUAAGGCUGGUCGAUUAAUGGAUGCAUACAAGUUCUUAAAGAUGAUGUUGGAUGCUGGCUGUCCUCCAAACCAUGUGACCGACACAACCCUGGACUUUCUAGAGAAGGAGAUUGAGAAACUGAGAUACCAAAAGGCAUCAAUAAAACGGAUAAAUAAGGACGAUUCUUCUUGAAUAACUCAUUGGAGAAAGUUGGUCAAGAGUAAUCGAAACUUCUUUUGACCUUUGAGACAUUAAAUUACCUAAAAUUUGAGAUCUUUAUUUGGAAACAGUCUUGAAUGCUAUUGAAUCAGCAUCUUAUUUACCAAGCCACUGGCAGUUAGAUGGGUGCUAUUUUGCAGAUUCUUGAUAUUUGGUGCAAUUAUCGCAGAAAUAAGAUCAGAAGUGCCAUCCGGGGGGGUUCUGUUAAAUCAAUUGAUUUGGGGCGAUCACAUGGUUAGGUGGAGAAGUGAUAUGUCAAUCUGCGGAAAGCUUAUAUAUAUUAGAAACUUGAACAAAAGGGUUUUCUUUAACGUUGGAGUCCAUGGAACAACUUGAUAUUGGAGGUAAGCUCUUCUCACUCCUCAAUUUUGUGUAUAUGUAAACAUGCCAGACCAUGUUUUGUAGUAUCUACUCUACAUCCAGUAAUUAUCAAAUUGGUGCUUUGAAUUGAUGCAAAAUUGGGUUUAUCAAUUUUAUUUUUGCUAAGAUAGAGAGUUGAUGUAUUUUUUUGCUAAAAAGAAUUU
Molecule: messenger RNA, 2366 nt
Organism: Camellia sinensis
Lineage: Eukaryota; Viridiplantae; Streptophyta; Magnoliopsida; Ericales; Theaceae
Source: RefSeq, a predicted model, not a curated record